Messenger RNA from Didymodactylos carnosus, 1989 nucleotides. Lineage: Eukaryota; Metazoa; Rotifera; Eurotatoria; Philodinida; Philodinidae. The record is from the annotation of a GenBank genome assembly.
AUGAAUAGAAUAACUGUCAUGUUAAAAGCAUUAACCGUACCAGGCUCACCGGCACAGAAUGACACAACGCUGUUAUCAUCCGUGCACUGUGCUCUAAAUGUAUGGUUAAUACAUGACUGGCAGAAUCCCAACUGGUGGUGGAAUCAGAUAGGAAUUCCACUUCAAGCAACCAGUCAGCUGUUGAUGCUAGGUGACAAUGCAACUGACUUUGAAAUAUCAAUGAUAAAGAACAUGUCCUAUCGUGCAGACUGGUGGUAUCAUGAUCCUGGCACAGGUGCUAAUCUAGUGUGGAUGCUUCAGAUCGAACUAUAUCGAUCACUAGCAACUGAUAACAGAACAGGCGUAGAGCAAGGCUUCACUCGUAUGUGGAAAGAUAUAGCUGUGUUGCCAUUGGGUGGACAAGGUAUACAAAGCGACUGGUCAUAUCAUUUUCAUGGGCAGCAGAUACUAUCAGCUAGCUAUGGCCAAGACUGGGCUAUUGCUAUAAUCAUAUUUGUUAUAUGCAGUGACCAAACUCAGUAUGAAAUAGAUAAGCAACAACUGUCAAUAUUCGCUACUUUUCUUACUGAAGGGGAUGCGUGGAUGUCUAUGGGCGAAGUCUGGGACUGGAGUGUGUUAGGCAGAGAUAUUGACAGACCUAACACUGAACAACUAGUGGCAAUCAAACCAGACUGGCUGAGAACUCUCUCAAAGUUAAGUGAACUGAAUAACAGUAGAGAAUUAUUAAACUGGGCUGAUCGCCUAGAUGCACUAUCAGAUGCUACUCCACUCGUUGGUAACAGGCAUUAUUACACUUCUGACUACCACGUUCAUCGUCGCGCAAACUGGACAAGUACUAUCAAAAUGCAAUCAAUUCGUACCACCCCAGCAGAGUGUAUCAAUGCAGAGAAUCAGAAGGCAGAACAUGUUGGCCAGGGUGUGCUAAACUUGUAUGCUACUGAUGCACAGAUCGGCAGGUCUAGUGAAUAUAUACAAAUCUUUCCUUUGUUGGAUUGGCAAGCCAUCAAUGGAAUAACGGUGGAGCAUGAUAUUCCGAUUGAGCCAUGUAAAAAUGGAAGGUUCGAUCUCAUAAAGCUUAGUUUUGUUGGUGGUGUCAGUGAUGGUAACUAUGGUGUAGCAAUGAUGGAUACAGCAUCUCAUAAUCUUACUACAAAAAGAUCUUGGCAUUUUUAUGAUGAUGCAAUAAUUGCACUUGCUAGCGAUAUCACAUUAUCUACUGACAACAUUGCUUGGACUACGCUAGCUAGUCGUAUAUUACCUGACCCUAACAGUAGCGUAACAGUUGGAUUUUUCAAUACCAGCAUUAUCACUCUAUCUGAUGGAAACUACUCGUUCCCUUAUAGUUCAGAUAGAGCAUCCAAUGUGCAGUGGUUCCAUGCAGGCGGAGUAGGUUAUGUGCUUCAGACACAAGAACAAUAUUUUGCGUUAGGUCUAGAGGUAGGCAGAAAGACAGGUAACUAUAACACUUUUGGUCCAUACAAUUUCACAAUUACUGCAAGGAUGUUAACCGUCUGGUUAAAUCAUGGAUUAGGGCCAUAUAUACUAGCCUACCGUUAUGUCAUGUUACCCAAUGUUACUGCCAGUGAAAUACCUCAUCUAGUAAAUCGUUAUGUUGAAGCACAAGUCUUCUCUUGUAUCUCAAGUAGCAAAAAUCUCCACGCAUCCAUUUGGCCUACUCUGCAACGUGCAUCGUUUGUUCUGUUUGAAAACAGCACUAGUCAUUCUUACUCGUGUCAGAGUCCAUCUUUCCAAGUCACUGCUCAGUUGUCCGAUAGUGGAGCAUAUCUAUUUAGCGAGACUGAUACUGACUUUUCCAUUAGUGCCUCUCAUCCAACUCGUGUUAAUGGUAAUGUUAGUCUGAUAGUUGACAGAGCGGGGGAUGGAGAAGGAUGUAUGAGGUCAGCUGGAUCUACCAUUGUAACAUUAGCGUUGCCAACCUCUCCUCAGCUGCUGGGUGCAUCUGUCACAGUCACAUGCAGGAAAGGGUAG